UUAUCGAGUUGAUUCCGAUUCAAAAUAAACCAAAAAGUCGAGCGAAAAAGCACCAAAAAACCCCUAAAAACCGCGUAAAAAAGACUCAAAAUGUCUUUGUUCACUUCAUUAGGUCUCGAGGAUGAUCCCAUAUUCGGCGCUCAUAUGCGUCAAAUGCGCCAGAUGAACAACAUGAUGAACUCCCUGUUCGGCGAUCCCUUUGGCGGAAUGAUGGGCGGUAUGGGUGGCAUGGGUGCCAUGAACGGUAUGAAUGCCAUCGCUGGGCCCCAACAGAUGUUUUCGCGUCAAUUAAUGCCCAUGUUCUCGAACAACAUGUCAAAUCGUCUCUUGACGGACUUGCCAACGGCGCCAGGUGGUGUCGGAUAUUCCAGCAGCUCCGUUUUCAGCAUGACUACGGGUCCCGAUGGCAAGCCCCAAAUCUACCAGGCAACGUCGAGCACAAAGCAGGGACCUGGCGGCAUCCGUGAAACACGCAAAACACUCCAAGACACACGAACGGGCACAAAGAAAAUGUCCAUUGGACAUCACAUUGGCGAUCGGGCACACGUUAUCGAGAAAUCACAAGACUUGUCGACGGGUCAAUUGGAGGAGAACGAGGAGCUCAUUAACUUGGAUGAGGAGGAGAAGGAAACUUUUAACCGGGAAUUUACACAACGAGCACGCAGCUUGGGCGGAACACGACGUCACGGGCCCGAAAUUCAAGCAAUUAUGCCAGCUGCAAGUCCCUCGGGCGGAUCAUCGUCUUCGUCAUCGGUAGCUGCGAUCCAAAAUGCGAAUGGAACCACGAAAAGUACUUCUACGGCUACUACGACUCCUACGACUCCGGCUACGGAAAGCGUCCUCGAACGAUUGUCGAAAAAAUACGGUAAAAGUCCGCAACUUGCGACGCCGAGACGAGCUAUUCGAACGCCUGCUUCAUCUCCAUUGGCUUCUACGACAACAUUGUUAGAUAAAACGGUCUCCACAAGCGUUCAUCCUCACCCGUACAACCCGUCGUCGCGCAAACACAAGGCAAUCAAAGGAUCUACAAAUUACAUGCAACGUCAUCACUAAAUGGACCAACAACGGCAGUCCAGAGAAUAUAAAUGGAAUUAUAUUUACAAGAAAAAAAAACAUUAAACGAGAAAGUUUCACUCUGUUACAUGUAUUUAGGAUAAUUUUUACUACUAUUGUAUAACGUAUAUAAAUUUUAGGCAGGUUUGAAGUUAAAUAUUAUUAUUUAGUUGCUUCUGAUACGAAAAAAAGGGACGACAACCAAUUUUUCUGUUAUUGUUUAUUUUUGUACCUUGCUGAAUCUCAAUUAAUUUGCGAUUCAAUUUCAUUAAUUAAUUGGUUGUCGUCAAAUAAUAAUUAUAUUUAGCUCAAUUAAUUUUUUUCGAUUUAGAAUUUUCAUAAG
Molecule: messenger RNA, 1396 nt
Organism: Culicoides brevitarsis
Lineage: Eukaryota; Metazoa; Arthropoda; Insecta; Diptera; Ceratopogonidae
Gene: Mlf
Product: myeloid leukemia factor
Exons: 4
Coding region: 91-1053 (320 amino acids)
Biological process (GO): regulation of DNA-templated transcription
Cellular component (GO): cytoplasm; nucleus
Source: RefSeq, a predicted model, not a curated record